GGCGUGGUCUCACCCGCGAUUUAAGGCAUAGGUGUCGCCAAGCCCAGAGGCUGGGAGUCUCCGGGAGUGCGGGGGAGAGGCCCCGGCAACGCCGCGGCGGGGGGUGGAGGAAGAGGGCAGGCGAGGCGGGAAGGUGGGCUCUGGCCGCCGGGAGCUGGGGACCCAGCCGCCACCUCAGCCCCUAACGGGAAGCAGUCGGGAGGAGGGGGCCGCAGCCUGGAAAAGGGACCCCACCAUGCCCAAAGUCUUCCUGGUGAAGAGGAGGAGCCCGGGAGUCACGGUCCGCAGCUGGGAUGAGCUCCCGGAUGAAAAAAGGGCAGACACUUACAUCCCAGUGGGCCUGGGCUGUUUGCUGCACGACCCCCCCGAGGACUGCCGCAGCGACGGCGGCAGUAGCAGCGGUGGCGGCAGCAGCAGCAGCGCUGGGGAGCCUGGAGGCGCCGAGAGCAGCUUGUCCCCGCGCGCCCUGGAGCGCGAAACCCCCGAGCCCCGCGACGCCGAGGACCCAGAUGGACACCUGGCAGCAAAGCAGCGCCCGGUUGCCAGGUCAAAAAUCAAGUUCACCACAGGCACGUGCAAUGACUCAGUGAUUCACAGCUGUGAUCUGUGUGGCAAAGGCUUCCGCCUGCAGCGCAUGCUCAACCGUCACCUCAAGUGCCACAACCAGGUAAAAAGACACCUGUGCACCUUCUGUGGCAAGGGCUUCAACGACACCUUCGACCUGAAGAGGCACGUCCGCACACACACAGGCAUCCGUCCCUACAAAUGUGACAUCUGCAACAAAGCCUUCACCCAGCGCUGCUCCCUGGAGUCCCACCUGAAGAAAAUCCACGGGGUGCAGCAGCAAUACGCCUACAAGCAACGUCGGGACAAACUCUACGUCUGCGAGGAUUGCGGCUACACAGGCCCCACGCAGGAGGACCUGUACCUCCACGUGAACAGUGCCCACCCGGGCAGCACGUUUCUCAAAAAGACAUCCAAAAAGCUGGCAGCCCUUUUGCAGAGCAAGCUGAUGUCCACACACCAGGAAAAUACCCUCCUGAGUGAGGAAGAAGAGAAGAAAUGAAGAGGAUGAGGAAAGGAAAGAGAGAUGCCAAUGCCGCCAUGUUUACUGGGACUUUUGGUUUGGAGGCUGUCAUGCCCUCCCCUCAUCCAACUGGCUUUUCUUUCUUUCUCUCUCUCUCUCUCUCUCUUUUUUUUUUUUU
Sciurus carolinensis (gray squirrel) is the source of this 1205-nucleotide messenger RNA. RefSeq names its product ovo like zinc finger 2 (gene Ovol2). Gene Ontology annotation, cellular component: nucleus. Lineage: Eukaryota; Metazoa; Chordata; Mammalia; Rodentia; Sciuridae. Bases 236 to 1066 code for a protein of 276 amino acids. The transcript is spliced from 4 exons. Gene Ontology annotation, biological process: epidermal cell differentiation; regulation of transcription by RNA polymerase II. The record is from RefSeq and is a predicted model, not a curated record. Gene Ontology annotation, molecular function: DNA-binding transcription factor activity, RNA polymerase II-specific; RNA polymerase II cis-regulatory region sequence-specific DNA binding.